Molecule: messenger RNA, 4352 nt
Organism: Stegostoma tigrinum
Lineage: Eukaryota; Metazoa; Chordata; Chondrichthyes; Orectolobiformes; Stegostomatidae
Gene: slc35b4
Product: solute carrier family 35 member B4
Exons: 10
Coding region: 143-1129 (328 amino acids)
Biological process (GO): transmembrane transport
Cellular component (GO): endoplasmic reticulum membrane; Golgi membrane
Molecular function (GO): UDP-N-acetylglucosamine transmembrane transporter activity; UDP-xylose transmembrane transporter activity
Source: RefSeq, a predicted model, not a curated record
GAAAGCGAGAGGCAAAGAGAUGGCGGCCUUUUGGACGUGUCAGUUGAUGGUACAGUGAGUGGCACGAUAGGAGUAAGUAGGUAUCAGCAGAGGCCUAACUGAGCUAUCUUACCUCGAUCGCUAUUCCUUUCCGAGGGGCAAGAUGCGCACAGUCUUCGCUAUCGGCCUGGUGUUCCUCGGCUGCACUAGCAAUGUUGUGUUUCUGGAACUAUUGGUCAGGGAUUUUCCUGGAUGUGGAAACCUUGUGACGUUUGGACAGUUCCUGUUCAUAGCAUUGGAAGGUUUAAUUUUUCAAGCUCACUUUUUCACAAAGCCUCGGGCAAUCCCAUUAAGGAACUAUUUCAUCAUGGUCACCAUGUUUUUCAUCGUAAGUGUGGUCAAUAAUUAUGCCCUCAACUUCAACAUUCCAAUGCCUUUGCACAUGAUCUUCAGAUCAGGCUCUCUGAUAGCCAGCAUGGUAUUGGGAAUUAUCAUUUUAAAGAAAAGAUACACAAUUGCGAAGUACAUUUCAGUAGCUCUGGUUUCUUUGGGAAUUUUUAUCUGUACAUUCAUGUCUGCAAAACAAGUGUCUUCGCGUACAAGUGCAUCUGCUGAUGAGGGUUACUAUGUAUUUAUACGGUGGCUGAUAGGUAUUUUUAUGCUGACUUUUGCACUCUUCAUGUCUGCUAGAAUGGGACUUUUUCAAGAAACAUUAUAUAAGCAAUAUGGCAAACACUCUACAGAGGCAUUGUUUUAUAAUCAUUUCUUGCCAUUACCAGCUUUCCUCUUAUUUACCUCUGACAUUUACCAUCAUGGAGUUCUCUUCAACCAGUCUGAAUUGAUGGAGAUUGCACUCCUAGGAAUCACUUUACCAGUCAUGUGGUUUUACCUGGUGCUCAAUGUUCUAACUCAAUACAUUUGCAUCCGUGGUGUUUUUAUUCUCACAACAGAGUGCACAUCCCUGACAGUCACACUUGUUGUGACACUUCGCAAGUUCAUCAGUCUCAUUUUCUCUAUUGUCUACUUUAAAAACCCCUUCACCUUCUGGCACUGGUUUGGGACGGUAGUAGUUUUUAUCGGGACUCUCACUUAUGCCGAAGUUUGGAACACAUUCAAGUUGUUGUUCCACAGCAAGAGAAAAUUGCAAUAAUUUACUUCAUCACAGUAUAACCGGGUUCAGGCAUUCAGCCGAAACAUUCAGAGGAAAAAUAAGUGACUAUUAAGAACAAAUUUUAAUUCCUUGCUUACCUGUGAAAAUGCUAUUUUUGUAAAUGUAUGAUUUGUCUCAUUCCCUUAGUGAAUUUUUGAUCUGGCCAUGUCAGUUCUUUCUAUUGGAUUUGAAGGUAGUUUUUUUAUUAAAAAAAACAUGACAGAACCACAUGAAGGCACUUAAAAUAAUGCUUAAAAAGUACCGUAAUGAUUAGUUUUUUUUUCAAGUUUGGUGCUAUAACUUUUUAUUUAAACAUUUUGGUUGUAAAAUUUGGCUUCACUGCACUGUUGGUUUCGCAGCAUGGAAACUUAGUGACAAAAAUAUUGGCAGGGGAUCCAAAAGCACUGAUCAUGAUUUGACUGACAGUAAUGUGUGUAUGCUGUCAUGUACGGACAAUGUGCAGAGUAGAUAGACUGCCACCUGAUCUUACAUUUUGGUCCUGUUACUGUCUGUUAAACACACAUCUGAAUGUGCAUUCAGUUACACCAAAAACCGCAAACCUGUACUAUUUAUAGGUAUCUCUGUUCAGGUUUAAGGUAGGGGGGUGUUUUUGUGACUAUAUUUUUGCGAUACUGUGUCACUGGAGAAAAUUUUUUUUUUUAGUCAGAAGGCUAUCGAAGGCAAGGAGGUGUUUGAAAUAUCACGGCACAUGUUGGCCUUGAGUGUAUCACCAGAUUCCUGCUCCCCUGGGGGAAAAAAAACAGCCCCUGUUUCCUCAGGCUUCCUCCUCUUUCUCUCCCACUUGUCCAGACAAUCACAUGUUCUCUUGGUCUAAAUUCUGAAACAAAACACCAGAAAUUCAACCAUUCCAUGCUGACUUUAUGUAACAUUUCUAAUAAUACAUUGAAUACCUCAUUGCUCACCUUUGUAAUUUCCCUUGGGGCAUUUGUCUGGUGUAGUGUUCCUACACAGUGCUACCUCAGUGAUAACUACACUGAUGUCUGACAGAUGGUAGGCUGCUAAAAUACAUUGGUGGUGGGAAGACUGCAGAUGACUUUCAGGAUGCCAUUGAGUAGCUCUGGGAUUGAGGGCCCAUCUCCAGACUGUACCAGCUCAGCAGCAGCAGUGGCAGAAGCACCAAUGCUGUCAUCCUGAAACAGACAGCAGGUCUGUGCUCCACAGAACCACUCAUACUUCCCCAGAGUGGAAUUUCAGUAAUUUACAGAUUCUACAGUACAAACUGUUAUGAGACCCAGCAAGGCUAUUUAAGCAUUGUUUUCCCCAACAUGAUGUCAACAAAUAAACUGCUCUCUAGGUUCCUGUUGCAGAACUCAUCCAUUGAUUGAUUUCUGCUUAUGUUACACGAGUUCAUGCAUUGACCAUCACGUAUGUGUCCAAAAAUGUUGCCUUGAAUGGGCUGCAAGGUUUGUGCAAAUCCCUGCAUCCGUUUACAACUGGAUUUCGCCACACUCCUUGACAGCGAUGACAAGCUGUCUCACAGAUCUGCCAAGCCAUCAAAUAGACUUUUUACCCAGUCAGUCUUUUCCUUUACCUCAUGGAAGUCUGGUCUGCAGCAGAAUUCAUCUGCAAUUUUGUGCUUGUCUGAAGAACCUCCUGGCCCAUUACAGAAGUAUAACCUGUUUUCCUUUGUCCCUAUUGAACUGAAGCCUCUAGUGACACAUCUCCUUCACUUUAAUUUGCUACUCCAUAGGUACACUUCUUUCCUCCUUGGGAAGUUUCUCCUAGUUAAUUCUAGCAUCUGCUGCAGCCAGAGGGUAUGUGGGUUCUCUCUUGAGUAUCUAGCCACUGAGUGUGCUUAACGUUGGGCUGAACAUCACAUGCAUGGAACUAUUGAGGGUGGGGUAAUUAUCCUUCAUGAUCUCUCUGCCCACUAAUGGGCAUUAUUGCAUUCGAUUGCAUUUAAUCUUUGACAAGGCUGGAUUCAGUACUGAGGAACUGGACAGUAUAAGUAGAAUAACAGAUUGGGUUAAUGGACUGAGGGGUUGGGAAGUGUUUUAGGUUAACUGCCAGUUUGCGUGGUGUGGUGGUUUAACACACAGUCUGGGUGAUAAAGUGAGAUAGCAUUCAAGGUCUGGUGAUGUGAUGGAUUAAUGGACCGAGGGUUUGGGUGUUGCAAGAGGUAAACACACUGAGAGACUGGACUGUGCAGUGGUCUGUAUGGCCAUCUCCUGCUCUUUAAUUUCUUGGAGGUGUGGAGUCACCAUUUAUAUGAAAUGUUAAUUUAAUUGUAUAGAAUAAAUGUCAACAAUAUAUAAUGUGUAUAAUUUUUGUACAGGUGAUAUACCAACACUCUGUAGACUUGAUUAAUUUAGAUAGUUAAAAGGCAGAAACUGAAAUCGAAUGAAUUUAUCUAAGAAAGAACCACCGAUAGAUAAUGUUCUGUUGGAACUCCUUUGCUAUUAAUUAUGUUUAUGUUGAAAAUAAGUGAUAAAAGUUGUUACAAUUUUCACACAAUUCUCAAUAGUACAAAGACUUGGAAUGAAUAUCUACACAAUCUUUGCUGCACUUCAAAGGUAAUUCAUUAUGUGAAGCCCUCCAGUGUUUACGUGAAAGUGCUGUAUAAUAGCAACUAUUUGUUUUACAACUAUAAAGGACUGGUAUUACCAGAAAUGCUAAUGGUAGUGACUUUAUUAAUAGACAGUUUUCUGAAAUGAAAAAUCAUUGCUCACUUUCUUUGCUCCUGUCCUUCCUUAUCCCAGUGAAACUUGUUUUUGUUUAAUCAUCUGCAAAAUCAAUAACUAAAGACCAUCACCCAGACUGUCUUUUCCAGCAAUGUUAUAACGAUUUAUACGGUUCAAAACAUCUGCCUGGGGAUAUCUAUUUUGUGUGCCACCCUCCCUUCAUAAACUGCUAAGUGGGGUGUAUUCUUCAUUUAUGAUGUCAAAUCAAGUUAUUCACUGUCUGCCUGCGGUGUUAAAAAGCUACCAAGGACGACUUAAAACUGGUUUUAACAAAAAGCAGUUGUUUUGCCUUCAUAGCAGUUGGACCUCUGUAACAUAUCUAUAGAUAAACCUUUGUCUUGAUGAGGCUGCUAUUAAGGAUACCUGAUUGAUUUUUUUUCUUGUUUGUCUGAAAUCCAAUGCAAUGUAAUAUGUAUUGAUCAACCUGCUCUUUUGAGUUCAGUAUCUCAACUGCUUUCAUAUGUGGUAUAGUGCAUUGUGUCAUCAUGUUACCUCAAUAAAAUGCACAUUGUUCAAUUGCA